Molecule: messenger RNA, 1485 nt
Organism: Limulus polyphemus (Atlantic horseshoe crab)
Lineage: Eukaryota; Metazoa; Arthropoda; Merostomata; Xiphosura; Limulidae
Product: tachykinin-like peptides receptor 86C
Exons: 6
Coding region: 1-1485 (494 amino acids)
Biological process (GO): G protein-coupled receptor signaling pathway
Cellular component (GO): plasma membrane
Molecular function (GO): tachykinin receptor activity
Source: RefSeq, a predicted model, not a curated record
AUGGAGAACUUAACAAUAGAUAUGUACUUGAGCUUUGACCCUUGCGAACAUGUGAAUUUUACAGAAACGUCACCAUAUAACCUAAGUGUUUGUACUAAUGAUACUUCUAGAAGUGUUCGAAAUAUCCAUCGCCCGUUCAUUCUCCCUCGGUGGCAACAGAUCAUGUGGGCUGUCAUCUUUGCUUCAAUGGUCGUUGUGGCAACUGGGGGAAAUACAAUUGUUCUCUGGAUCGUUCUAGCUCACCGAAAAAUGCGAACCGUCACAAAUUACUUUCUUCUAAAUUUAUCCAUUGCAGAUUUAAUGAUGGCUACCUUUAACGCCAUCUUUAAUUUUGUAUACUUGCUGAACAGCCAUUGGCCCUUUGGAAGUGUAUAUUGUACUGUAAACAACUUCAUCGCCAACCUCACAGUAUGUUCCAGUGUUUUCACUAUUAUGGCAAUGAGCGUGGACAGAUGUGUUGCAAUUGUUCGACCUUUGACCCCACGGAUGUCCAAGAGUAAAGUUUUAGUACUUAUUGGAGCCAUCUGGAUUUGCAGCGUGUCGAUAGCUCUCCCUACAUUACUGUAUUCUACCACCCACACCUACAACUAUGGUAAAGAUGGGGACCGGAUUUUAUGUUACCUUCACUGGCCUGAUGGACCGAGUGGUGUUUCAACAGCUGAUUAUGUGUACAAUAUUGUAUUUCUCUCAUUAACGUAUGCUGUCCCAAUGGUAUCAAUGGGUGUAGCCUAUACUUUCAUGGGGCAUGUUUUGUGGGGUGGAAAAGCUAUUGGAGAAAUCACCGAACGUCACAAAGAGGUCAUCAAAUCUAAGAAGAAGGUAGUGCGCAUGCUUAUUGUGAUUGUACUCAUCUUUGCCAUAUGCUGGUUACCCUAUCAUGUGUUUUUCCUCUACACCUAUCACUAUCCAGAAACUGCUUACACCGACUACAUCCAACCUAUGUUUCUGGCUUUCUAUUGGCUAGCAAUGUCAAACUCGGUGUACAAUCCAAUAAUCUAUUACUGGGCCAACAAACGUUUCAAAGGCUAUUUCCAAUCAAUAUUAUGCUGCAGGAAAAACCUUCAGCUGGCUCAAAGGCCAAAGAGGAUGAACUCACGAACCAAACCCCGUCGCUUGCUUUAUCGGUUACAAUAUUUGUCUUGGAAGAGAUCGACAAAAGGCGACGGCCAGGAGUUUAUUCAUCAUCUCAAUAAGAACACAAAUCGUGGAAAUGGUACUAUAGCCGAGAAAAAAAAAGGAUCCUCAGUCACAGGAAAACAAGUUGUUCAGUCUGAAAUAAAUUCAACAUCAGAUGUCAUCCAAGGAAAACCUUUUGUUCGGGAUGGAAAACAACGAGAAGUGCAAAGAGCUCAGAAAGUGGUUCUAGACGCCAAUCAGUUUGAGAAACAGGCUGUUCAACCUAAUAAAAAGAAGAGAUCUAAAGGUCCCGUAUUCAGAAUCGCUCAAACCAAGAGACGAAAAACAUCAACUCCAGACAUUUUGUAG